Molecule: messenger RNA, 2223 nt
Organism: Thyridium curvatum
Lineage: Eukaryota; Fungi; Ascomycota; Sordariomycetes; Thyridiales; Thyridiaceae
Exons: 2
Coding region: 1-2223 (740 amino acids)
Biological process (GO): regulation of DNA-templated transcription
Molecular function (GO): zinc ion binding; DNA-binding transcription factor activity, RNA polymerase II-specific
Source: RefSeq, a predicted model, not a curated record
AUGUCUUCCGUGUCAGCCAGGAGGGUCCGAAAGGGCACGCGAAGCUGUUGGCAGUGUCGACACCGCAAGGUCCGAUGCGUGUAUCGAGACCCGGCCGACGCGGUCUGCGCGGGAUGCAAGCUUCGCGGCACAGCAUGCAUCAGCCAAGACCUCCCCGAAGAAGCAUCACCACCGGUCGUCAAGCGCCGUGGCCGUGCAAGCCAACGCAUCGGUCGAGUGGAAGCUCUUGUUGAGCAGCUGAUCGAAAAGAUUGACGCCUCCAAGACCCCAGACGUUGCAGACCUGUGCGCCAUUGGCCAUCCGGAAGGACAAGUCGGCAAGUCUGCAACACCGACGGUCACACCUACUAGUAUUGCGACUCCCGCAAAGUUUGAGGGGGGAGGGUUGUCUUCACGGGUUAUUCCCUCGGCUCCGGCUUCUACAAACGGCAGCGCUCUCGCAGUCGGUGAGAAGCACAUUGCUCUAUCCAAGAAACUCCAUUCCCUACUUCCUACGCCAGCUGAUGCACGUCUUAUCUAUCAUAGAAGCAACAGAAUCACCGCAUACUUCAACCGCAUGAUGGUCAUGCCUUGUAAGCUUCUGGAAGACGAAGAGUUGCCAACCCUUGAAGAGUUCAACCAAAGCCCUGAGCCCUCGGCUCACCCUGUGCUGAUUGCCACGAGAAUGUUGACGUUAGCAAUGCAUCUCCAAACAUAUCGGGAAGAUGAUAGGGAAGGGGCCGAGAAAUUAUCCAUGGAUCCUGCCAAGAUGAUGGAACAGAUGGUUGAAGCCGUGGGCAUUUCGGUCUGUGGAGACGACGAGCUCGUGGGGACCCUCGAAGGCCUACAGUGUCUCAUCCACAAAGCCGUCUUCUUGUCCAACAAUGGCAGCUUGCGGCGGGCCUGGCUUGAUCUUCGUCGCUGCAUUGCCGUUGCACAGUUACUUAACCUGCACGUUCCCAAUCGUUGCGCUGCAAAGGCCCUUGAUCCAAACAACAAGGCAGUCCCUCAGAUCAUGUGGUUCCGGAUAAUCUACAUACACCACUUCAUUAGCUUGCUGCUUGGACUCCCGCAAGGCGCCUGGGAAGGAGGUGGCUCUAUCACGGAGGCGAAGUGGGCGACAGAGCACCACCCCAUCGAACACUACGGUUAUCUGCACUCCUGCAUCACCUUACGGAUACUCAAUCGCAAUACUGCCGAUCCCUUUUUCCAAAACCUGGCCAUGACGCAGGAGAUCGAUAUCGAUAUUCAAAAGGCCGCUUCAAUAAUGCCGCCUCGUUGGUGGCAGAUCCCUAACAUCUCCGACACCAUGUCGGACAAGGAGCUAUUCUGGACAGUGCUCCGUAUGACGACGCAGUUCUUUCACUUCCACCUCCUGAACCAGCUUCACCUCCCUUAUAUUCUCCGUUCUGUCCCGACAGACGCAUACCAGUGCCGCCGCGUCAUCUGCGUGACUGCAAGCCGUGAGCUGCUCACACGUUUCAUCCGGUUCCGCAGGGUUUCCCGCAUCGGUUUCUGCUGCCGCACCGCCGACUUCUUCGCCCUACUAGCGGCCAUCACCCUGCUCAUCGCUCACAUCGACAGCCGCCGUCUGGAUCCGAGCGUCAACUUCCUCGCGCACCAGAGGCUCUCUGACAGAGGUCUUGUGGAAGAAGCCCUCGACUGCAUGGCCGAGCUCAGCCAGCGGUCCAAGGACAUGCUGUCCAGGUGCAGUGCAGACGUACUUCGCAGGCUGCUCUACAUCGAAGCGGAUGGGCCGAGCUGGCGAGCCGAGAGCAUACCCAGCUCGCCUGCGCCGCCGGCGGACGGGGACGGUGCUGGAGAUGACGAUACGCUACACAUACACGUUCCGUAUUUUGGCACUGUGCGCAUCUCACGAGAGGGCACAAUAUGCAUGGCUACAGAAGGGCCUGCAAAUGAGACAGCAGGACAUCACAGCGGCGGCGUUGAGACCACUGGUACGACAUUGGCGGAGUCUCUAGCUGUGGGCUCAGCGCCUGGCGGCCGGCAUGAGCCAGGCGACACCUGGGUUGCACCAGUCCACGCUCAAGGGCUAGCACCAAGCUUACCAUCACUUCAUCAGCCUGGACAACAGCUGAGCUAUCAGAAUGCCUCUGACCCUUACCUCAUUGCUGAUGCGGAGGAAUGGGCGUUUCAGGGGGUUGAUGCCGCAUUCUUUGACAAUUUACGGAGAGGCGCUGACCUGUCGAACUAUGACCUUACUGGUUUUGAAAAUAUUGGAUAA